Habropoda laboriosa is the source of this 742-nucleotide messenger RNA. It is a transcript of the gene Cypl, whose product is annotated as peptidyl-prolyl cis-trans isomerase-like 1. The transcript is spliced from 6 exons. The coding region runs from base 224 to 742 and encodes 172 amino acids. Gene Ontology annotation, biological process: protein folding; protein peptidyl-prolyl isomerization. Gene Ontology annotation, cellular component: catalytic step 2 spliceosome. The record is from RefSeq and is a predicted model, not a curated record. Gene Ontology annotation, molecular function: peptidyl-prolyl cis-trans isomerase activity. NCBI's taxonomy places the organism in Eukaryota, Metazoa, Arthropoda, Insecta, Hymenoptera, Apidae.
GAGGUGGUUAUAAGGUGUGCAGUUAAAAUUUGUUGCUUUUAUCUACUACGUUUCUUUAUUAUAAAUAGUAAAUGAACUGUUUUUCAUUUGUAUAAAUACUGAAGUAUAUUGGAAUGGUAACUCUGAACAUUAAGAGAAACCUACGACCGAAUUGUAGUUCAUAGGUUAAUCAAGUGAGAGGUAACGGAGAAAUAAGAAAUUAUCAAAAACAUCGUUUGUCCAAAUGGCUCUUGCAAAUAUAUCUGGAAUUCCUGAUAAGCAUUGGCAACCACCGUUUGUUGCGUUAGAAACAACAAUGGGCGAAAUACUCAUUGAACUCUAUUGGAAACACGUGCCAAUUACAUGUAGAAAUUUUGCUGAGCUUACACGACGUGGAUAUUACAAUGGAACAAAAUUUCACCGAGUCAUUCGGGAUUUCAUGAUACAAGGUGGUGACCCUACAGGAACAGGAAAAGGUGGUGUGUCUAUUUAUGGAGAAUGUUUCGAUGACGAAAUUCACGAUGAUCUAAAGCAUACAGGUGCUGGAGUAAUCUCCAUGGCUAAUUCUGGACCAAACACUAAUGGAUCUCAAUUUUUUAUUACUUUGGCACCUACACAAUGGCUUGAUGGAAAACAUACCAUUUUUGGUAGGAUUCAAUCUGGCAUGGUAAUAGUAAAAAGGAUUGGUUUAGUAGAAACUGACAAGAAUGACAGACCUGUAGAUGAUAUAAAAAUUACUAAAGGAUCUAUAAGAAAUGCAUAG